AUGGAGGUGGGCCAGAAAAUGAGAAGGGAAAAAGAGAAGAAAGAGGGCGAAAUGGCGCAGCUGGCGGCGCAGAUUGUGGCACUGGGUCGUGCUAAGGGCGGCGACACCGAUGGAGUCGUCGAGAUUCUCAGUCGCAUUUCUGAAAUGACGAGCUCGUUUGAUGCUGAAACACUGGCGCAGUUUAGCAUCGAUCUGGAGCUGAAGCAGGUGCUACGGGAGAACAGGAAGGCGGAGGUGAUCGAGAAGACGGCGGAGCUGCUUCCUCUGAUUCGGAAUCCGAAGAAUCUCUACGACGAGCUUGUGGGGUGCCUUGGGGACGAGGAGCUUGGGAUUCCGACGCUAAUGACGGUCUAUCUGUUGCAGCAGGAGACCGAAUUCCACUUCAGUGGCUUCGAGGCAGCCGUGUUGGAUGCAAUUCGACCAGAAAAUGCCCGUGUUGAGGGGUUUCUGUUCUUCAUUCUUCAAAUUGCAGAAAGAAGUAUAAUUAAUAGGGGAUGCAGGACAUUCAUGGUCCAGGUGGCAGACAGGCUCAUUCUGGCAGCAACAGACGGUGUUGGAGAGUCAAAGGCAGCCACCAGGAUCCUCUACGCCGUCCUAGUUCUCCUCAGAAUGCAUCCAGCAAUAUUUCAGGAAGUCCAGCUUCGUAGACUCAAUAUUCUUAGGGCGUCAGUCGGAAACGUCAGGCAGAUGGCGGAAAGGAUUCUCCUCGAAGCCAGAAACGCCUUCUUGCGACCAAAACGCGUCUUUCUCGACAACUUCUCAUUCCCGGAAGACGAUCUUCUUGAAAACAGGGACAAAACAAAUUAG
Enterospora canceri is the source of this 807-nucleotide messenger RNA. NCBI's taxonomy places the organism in Eukaryota, Fungi, Microsporidia, Enterocytozoonidae. The record is from the annotation of a GenBank genome assembly.